Molecule: messenger RNA, 23774 nt
Organism: Lymnaea stagnalis (great pond snail)
Lineage: Eukaryota; Metazoa; Mollusca; Gastropoda; Lymnaeidae
Source: the annotation of a GenBank genome assembly
GACGGUGUUAUCAGUCAUUGUGUUUUAUCCCAUGCUGCACGUGUCAGCUUUUAAUCAAAGGUUUGUAAACCACAAGACAGCCUUAAUUGUAGGGAGGCUCUGGAAGGGUAAAUAAUAAAUCAGAUACGUUUUAUUUGUAAAGUGCCAAUCAUUUUCGUGGCUUUUAGUUUAUUAACUUUUGGUUCAUGACGCUUUUCAUUGUUCAAAAUCCUGUUAGGACUUACAAUUAUCAAUAUAUGUAUAUAUAUGUAUCAAGCACAGCGGUUCUCAACCUAUGGGUCGCCACCACUUUGGGGGUCGAGCGACCCUUACACAGGGUUGGCCUACGACCGCCUUAAACACAUAUUUAUGAAGUAGCAACGAAAAUAAUGUUAUGGUUGAGUGUCACCAAAACAAGAUGAGCUGUCAAGGGUCGGGGCAUUAGGAAGGUUGGGAACCACUGAUCUAGCAGUUUGGGUAGUGACAAAAAACCAAGAACUGCCCUUUUUAAAAUAGUGUUAUUAAUCUGGUUUCAGAGACACCACGCACCAGUUACUGGAGGCCAUUACUUAUUUAAGCAGAAGACUGUCACAAUCUCACCUUGGUUCACGUGUGAAUAUGAGCGGGGGUGUGUGGGUGGGGGGUGUGUAGGGGGUGUGUUGGUGGGGGGUGGCGAAGGAGGGUUGGUGGAAAUAUUUUUUAAAUGUCUUACGGUUAAUAAGGUAAUAAAAAUAAAACACGAUCAGUUAUCGAAUUAUAAAUUAUUGCAGUUUUGAGUUGUAUUUAGGACCAGGAGACUUAUAAGGCUGACUCUUUUCAUGAAUUAAUUAUUGGAUUUCAGAAAAGGAAAAUGAAAAACACGAAACAUAAUAGGGGUGAAUGGCUUCAACUAAUCAAUGUAAUUAAUGUGCACAGGAAGACUACUCUGUCUUUAGGUUGUUUGCGAAAAUUUAAUAGAAUUAGAUUUAAUGGUCAUAAAUAAAAUAUUAUUUUCUUCUGACUUGUUUCUUAGCUGCAAUUAUUGCAAUAAAGCGACUAUUUUUUUUUUAAAACUUGGUUUAAAAAGUAGCGUAAGAAAUACAUGAAGUAUGCAUAUCGAAAUCUCUUCGUGAAAAAAAACAAAAACAACUUAUCAGUGCUCGCGAAUGCUUGUUGCCGUGGUAAUCAGCUCUCUUUUUUUUCUUUAUUUACGUAACUAGAUAAAUGACAAUAAAUAUGACGAGAACCAAGAUGUGCACCGGGAUUGCCUUGCUGACCUUCAUCGCCCUUGUUGAUGGUCAUGGUCGCCUCAUCGACCCCCCGGCCAGGUCAAGCAUGUGGAGGUUCGGGUUUAAGACUCCGAUAAAUCAUGACGACAUGUCGCUGUACUGUGGAGGAUUCUACGUAAGUCGUACAUUGGUUAAGUCUCGACCUUGACCCACUCUCAUAAUUUAUACAGCUACUGGCUUAGUAUCAUCAUUUACACAGCUUCUCCUGUCCUUUCUACACUCGCAAACAUUAUACACAACUUCUGGUUUCGUCCUGCCCUUGUCACACUCUCAUCAUUUAUACAGCUACUCCUGUCUGUGGGCCUUUCAGGACCGGCUGCUCCUGUCUGUGUGCCUUUCAGGACCGGCUACUCCUGUCUGUGUGCCUUUCAGGACCGGCUACUCCUGUCUGGUUGCCUUUCAGGACCAGCUACUCCUGUCUUUUUGCCUCUCAGGACCGGCUUCUCCUGUCUGCAUGCCUCUCACUACCAGUUACUCCUGUCUGUGCGCCUCUGAGGACCGGCUACUCCUGUCUGUGUGCCUCUCAGAACCAGCUACUCCUGUCUGUGAGCCUUUCAGGACCGGCUCCUCCUGUCUGUGUGCCUCUCACGACCGUUACUCCUGUCUGUGUGCCUCUCAGGGCCAUCUUCUCCUGUCUGUGUGCCUCUCAGGGCCAUCUUCUCCUGUCUGUGUGCCUCCCAGGUCCAUCUUCUACUGUCUGUGUGCCUCUCAGGGCCAUCUUCUCCUGUCUGUGGGAAUCUCAGGGCCAUCUUCUCCUGUCUGUGUGCCUCUCAAGGCCAUCUUCUCCUGUCUGUUUUCCUCUCUGGGCCAUCUUCUCCUGUCUGUGUGCCUCUCAGGGCCAUCUUCUCCUGUCUGUGUGCCUCCCAGGGCCAUCUUCUCCUGUCUGUGUGCCUCUCAGGGCCAUCUUCUCCUGUCUGUGUGCCUAUCACGACCGGGUACUCCUGUAUGUGUGCCUCUCAGGACCUGCUACUCCUGUAUGUGUGCCUCUGAGGACCGGCUACUCCUGUCUGUAUGCCUCUCACGACCAUUCCAAGGAGAAGCUGAGCCCGGGUUGACACCUGAACCCUCAACCCAAACCUCUUUUCAACUUUCAUCAAUAAAUGAUAUACGACAUAGGCUUGUAUAUGAUGUGGGAUUUAUUAUAAAUAAACUGAUAAUAUAUGAAUUGUGCACCCCCUCGUGGCUGACGCUCAGGGUGUGCACCCCUUCGUGGCUGACGCUCAGGGUGUGCACACCCUCGUCAACGCCCUGAACGUAUUAAAUACACCCUAGAACUAAUGACUUAAGUUCGGCAACGCAUUCCUCACUUGGGCAGUGCUACACCUCUAGCUUCAGGGAGCCCACGCUAUAUAAAAUAGACGUAAAGUUGUGAUGUGGACAAAAAUGUGAACCAUUAAUGUUGAAAGUUAGGGGCAAAAAAAAAAAAUAAACCAACAAGAAAAUUUGCAGUUGAUGUCUCCAAAAGUUUCGCGAUGACUCUGCGGCGAUACUAAGGAAGCUUUUUUCUCCCCCUUAAAUUAUGUGCUGCUUAUGUGAUAAGAUUGUUUCACUCAAAAUUCCAUGUCAAAUAAUUUGAAUAGCGAGUGAAACACUUCUAACGUACUUUGCGCACACACUGUUCUUUUCUUGUUACUAUUAUCACCCCGCACAGAGCUGACACUUCAAAUAUACCCCGUUGUUUUCUAGAUCCCCACGUUUAUAGUUUUAACACUCCGAUCCGCAUUCGGGAACACUUACUCUCUGUUCGUUUUCGUCACAAAGGGACACCAUCACCACACAGCAUCCAUUAUCUUGAAGUACUCAAUUCUUGGUGUGGACGUAAUGCGCCUGACGGCUGGGCUACUCUUAAAAAGAAAAAAAAAAUGUAACAUAAUUUCAGGCAGCACUUUCUGGUCUGUCAAUUAAGAUUAUAGUCCUGCACACGUCAAUAAUCUGGCACGUGACUAUGAUCCUGAAAAUGACAAUAAUGCUGAACAUGACAAAAGGCCUAUAUGUUCAAAGAUAGUUUUGAUUAUGUUACAUCCUUGUCGUUCCAUGAAAAACAAAACAUUUAUUUAAAAAAAAAAACUAUUCUGGUGCACCGGAAGUCACAUCCACGCCCCCUCAUACCCGCCCCCUUACAUCCCCCCCUCACACCCACCUCCUCACAACCGCCCCUCACACCUUCCCCCUCACACCCGCCCCAUCACACCCUCACCCCCUCACACCCACCCCCUCACAUUCCCCAUCUCACACCUGCCCCCUCUCAUCCACCCCCUCACACCCACCACUUUACACCCACCCUCUCACACCCACCCCCACACAUCCACGCCCCCUCGCACCCACCUCCUCCUCCUUGAGUUAAGAGCCAAUGCUUUAUAAGUAUUUCCUGUUUCGGGAAGAUGUAGAUCUUUAUCUAAAAUUCAUUGUUUAGAAAAGAUGCACCUUGAUCCAUUCAACCUUCAUCUGCUGACCCACCAGUCGUGAUAAUUACUCAACCUGACAUUUGAUUCACUGUCUCGGGUGAAUGAAAAACUCCUUAUCUGGCUGUGUUUAAAAACAAAAAAAAACCCACAUCGAAUGACGUCGUAGCCAAUCACGAUGACUUCGUCAGAUGAGUAUUUUAAAAAAAAUCUCUUUAUAAUAAUUACCACUUAAGCCAGAUAGAUCAGCGGUUCAUAGACCCUGUACCAUUAGUGACACAUAUUAUUGUAUCAGAUGGUUUAAAUACUUGUAUGUACAAUACAUUAAAAUAUCUUCAGUCAUAAUGAAAAACAAAAUGAAACAAAAUUAAAAUCGUAGCACAGUAUUUUUAGCAGUUUUUUUUUUUUUUAAAGUUUUUAAACAUUUAAAUAUUUUGAGAUCCCCUGUGUUAGAGGUUAUAUCAGAGCGUUAAUUUGACGUCAUCAAAAUACUGAUCGAAAAUUCUAUGAAAGGCGGAUACGUAAUGGAUUUUAAAAAAGGAAGACGCGUGAAAUGAAAACAAUGAUACUGCUAAAUAACAACAUCCUAGUAACAACAUCCUGUCAUACGCCCAUUAUCAACAUCGUGGCGUACGCCCAUUAUCAACAUCCUGGCGUACGCCCAUUAUCAACAUCCUGGCGUACGCCCAUUAACAACAUCCUGGCGUAUGCCCAUUAACAACAUCCUGUCGUACGCCCAUUAGCAACAUCCUGGCGUACGCCCAUUAACAACAUUUUGGCGUACGCCCAAUAACAAUGCCUUGGCAUACGCCCAAUAACAAUGCCUUGGCAUACGCCCAACAACAAUGCCUUGGCAUACGCCCAAUAACCAUGCCUUGGUUUAAGCCCAAUAACAAUGCCUUGGCAUAUGCCCAAAAACAAUGUCUUUUCAUACGCCCAAUAACAGUGUCACGCCAUAAACCCAGGCUGAUGUUUCAAUUGUGUUGAUCAAUGAAAAUCUACGUUCACUGCCUUGUCUUUGUCUGCUCGUUGCUGAAUCCUUCCUAUCCCUCCGUAAGAAAAACAUGGGACUUUUCAAAGGCGGCGAAUGACAGGUCAACACGUAGAUAAGACCCAAUUGAAAUUUACGGUAUAUCGGCUCAUCUUAUGCUAGGAAGCUGAACUUCGCUACACAUGUGUUUCUGGCCAUACAUUUAAAUUUAUCAAAUUGUUUUUCGAUCCUCCAUGAAAUGCUCGCAAAAGAUUCGUUGAUGAAAUGUAUAAAUUCGUAGUUUAAAUGUAUAGAUUCGUAGUUCAAAAUGUAUAGAUUCCUAGUUGAAAUCUAUUUAUUUGUACUUUAAAUGCCCAUAAAUGUUACGGCAAAAGCUCGAAUUUCGGCUAGUGAUCGAAUUAGCCGGUUAAGGAGCGACAUAGCCAAGAGAUGUAGCCAAGGUUCGAUGUAAUUGAAAUGGCGAUUGCAUGUGCCAGUUAGGCCGGACAUUUCAUUAAGUGGUGAGGAAUCACUGGCUUAAAUUCGAUGCUCUGCCACAAGACAGUCUUGCAGAUGUCAUGAACGUCAAGGUCGCUUUCUACUCGCUGGAACAUGGUGUUAUGUGAUUUCUACAAGCUAGGAACAGAACAUGUGUUAUGUGAUUUCUACAAGCUAGAAGAAGAACAUGGUGUUGUGUGAUUUCUACAAGCUAGAAGAAGAACAUGGUGUUGUGUGAUUUCUACAAGCUAGAAGCAGAACAUGGUGUUGUGUGAUUUCUACAAGCUAGGAACAGAACAUGGUGUUAUGUGAUUUCUACAAGCUAGGACUAGAACAUGGUGUUAUGUGAUUUCUACAAGCUAGAAGAAGAACAUGGUGUUGUGUGAUUUCUAGACGGUAGUAACAGAACAUGGUGUUAAGUGAUUUCUACAAGCAAGGAGCAGAACAUGGUGUUAAGUGAUUUCUACAAGCUAGGAGCAGAACAUGGUGUUGUGUGAUUUCUAGACGGUAAACUUGAAUUUUGCAAUCUUCACAUUGAAAUCGUGCAAACUUGAAUCCGUGACAGAGACCCAAAAUCCCCAUGGACCUAGCGAUCACCUCAUGUCAUCUCACAAACUAACCGUCCAAAUCGCAAAAAACAAGAAAAUAUCGGACAUUUCGGUCAUUAAAUGCGAAAUAAAGGAUUUCUCUAUUUUGACGGCCAUUUAUAGAAUUUUCCGAUUUCUUGAUUUGGGCGUAACAUAUAUGCAUUGACGUAGUUGAAAAUUAAAAAAAAAAAUUAAACCAAUUGAAUUCAAUUUGUUUCCCCAUCUCAAGUUCAUUCAUCCUUCCAGUUACUUAAGGGCGUGAAAAACUAUGCCACUCACUGUCAGGCUGACUCUUAUGAAACGGUUUGACUUUUAACUGUAGCAUUUUAGCGCCAAAAUGAGGCUGGUCAUGGCUAUCGUUGUCGUGGUGGUUGCGUGGGGAAUGAAGGAGGUUGGGGACACAAUUUAUGCCAAAGUUGGGCUUUUAAAACAAUGCAAUCAUUUGAUUUUUCAAUGACACACGUACUAUCUGGGGGAAAAUCAAUAUUUUGUAAGUCAACUCUUCAAAUGACAAAAAAUAAAAUGUUUAAAACAAGCUUCUCAGUCUUGAAGCGUCUUACAAUAGGUGUAUGUAAUGUAGGCUGUUUAAGGAUUGUAUUUGUAAAAUAACAGCCACUCCCUUUUUAAAAAAAAAUAACAUAGUUAAAUUUAGUUUCGUUUUUUUCGAAAGCUACUGUACCAUAAUCUUAACCGAUUCACCUUAGGGAGAGAGAAACAAAGAGUCACAUGUGGAGAUAAUUAUUUCUUAGCUUUUAUUACCUUUUGAAAAAAAAAAAAAAGGUUUCAAACUCCAGGAGCUACACAUAGCUCAGGAGCAACACAUAGCUCAGGAGCUACACAUAGCUCAGGAGCAACAUUGUCAUGUGACGUAUUGGGGAUUACAGGCCAAAGAUGAAGUCCUGAACAAUAUAUAACCUUUGAAAUAACUAUAACAUUCAACAUGAACAAUCUUAUGUGUAUGUGUGUGUGUGUGUGUGCUUGUGUGUUUUUGAGAGCUAUAGUGACGUCAUAAAUGGCACGCGUCGUUGACAGCUGAGCCGUCGUUAUAAAAUCUAAAAUAUUUUCCUUAACUUCCCUGAAUACCUCACAGCGCCAAUGGACCGUGAACAAGGGACGAUGCGGCCUGUGCGGUGACCCGUACGACGGCCCCAGAGAGCAGGAAGCAGGAGGGAAAUACGCAACAGGAACCAUUGCUCGGACGUACAGGUACAUUAAGGCUCAACUUUAAGAUAAUAACAUUUCAAUCUAAUUUUUAGGGCCCGUUUACAGGGAGAUGGCAAGAACGGAUUAAUUUAGUUAUAAUUUCAAUCACAAAGUCGGACUAGAUUACUAUAAAAAAACAAAAGAAAACACGAGAGCAAAUAAAAUCAACAAGCACAGAAACCAAAGAUACAUUAAACAACCAAUACCAGAAAUUAUAGGAUUUUUUUUAAACAUCUCAAUCUUUAUACAUUCAUAUCUAUUAUGUGGACAAAAAUGAAUAAAUUAUUUAACAUCAUAAUGUAUACUCUUUAUUUGGCUUAGCUGACCCUAAAGCACUAGAGCAUAGAUCAUCUCUGUGCGAUAUAACAUGUAGAUCAACUUUGACCUUCCCGUCUCUUCAACGCGGAGAGAUUAAACAGCAUAUCUGGCCUUGAGCUCAGAGCGCGGUAGCUGGGACGCGCUGCCUCGCGACCAACUGACCAGACAUUCUUGUGCCUUCAUUCAUCUAAACAGGAACUUGGGCGCCAAUAAACAUUCCUCAAAAGCUUGCAUUUUUCAGCGAAGAAAAGAAAGUUUUCUUGCAAUUUAAAAAAAAUAAUUGCACAUCAACACAAAGGUCUUUCAUUUCUCUUCGUUUCUUUCUUGUCAAAAUCGUUUCAUGUCUGGACCCUUUUGCCGUUUUAAAUUGUUGAUUGUUUUCGAAGAUUCUCGACUUUUCAAUGAAUAAACUAUAGCGCCUAGGUUACCAGUAGUGGAUGCCACACAUAGACGUGAAGGUGCUAUAGAGUACAUACGUGUUUAACUUCAUCAUGAAUAUCGAACCUUUGAGAGUGCUUAGAUGUCAAACUAAAUACACCUGAUGUUCCAAGUGGCUAACCAAUUUGUGGACCUGCAGUGGCUAACCAGUCUGUUGACCUGGUGUGGCUAACCAGUGUGUUGACCUGCAGUGGCUAACCAGUGUUUUGACCUGCAAUGGCUAACCAGUGUGCUGCCCUGCAGUGGCUAACCAGUGUGUUGACCUGCAGUGGCUAACCAGUGUGUUGACCUGCAGUGGCUAACCAGUUUGUGGACCUGCAGUAGCUAACCAGUGUGUUGACCUGCAGUGGCUAACCAGGCUUUUGAACGAUGCACUGAGUGUUAAAUGGCUUAAGGGGGUCUUCUACACUAAGUCAGAUCUUGAAAACAAACUAAAAUCCAUGAAUAUUUUCAGCUAUAAUGCAAACAACUCAUAUGUAAAAGCAACUCACCCUAUUUAAAAAAAUAUUAACAGCAUUACUUUUGCUCCAUUAAAUCAGAUCGCUUCACAGAAUCAUCGGCGGUCUAUGUAUAAAAAUAUAUUCAACAUUAUAGUUCAGAAAGAUCUUAAUAUGUUUAAAUUUUAAAAAAAUAAUUAAAAACAUCUUUGUCUUGACAUUUUUCAUAUUCAAAUACUUUUGUGGCGCCUUAAAAUAUAGUUUUUGGUGUUACAAUACAACUUCACGCAAUUAGGAUGAAUGCAUUCCAUAGUAGACUGGUGUUUUAUUAAUCUCUAUUAAUACACGCGUAUACCAAAAUACUUCCAAUUCUUGCAUCAGAGUUGCGCAAUAUUAACAAAAAAACCAACAGAACAAAAUAGUCCAAAGGAAGUUAAUAUGCAAUUAAACUUGACGCCAAUUAAUGCAUUAUAAAUACUUCCAUUUCGUUGUCCCAGAGCAGACUUCAAAUGUCUUACAUUUUUAAAUUGAAAUGCUACAUUUCAAAUAUUAAUAUCUUAGAUUCCCCCAAAAAUUUGACACAUUCAAAAAAACAACAACCGCUAAUGGAUUCUUUGAUAACACGGUCUUUGUGGGCAAGACGCAGACAAAGUGUUCGAGUAGCGGUUCCUGUUGCUAAUGGACGCCAAAUCCUAAAUUAUAAUUUUGAGUACACGAUGGAUUCAAUUUGCUGUGGUCAGUGAUUACACAAUUUUGAGAAGCCCUUGCAGAAAUUAGUUUAAAUUUUUUUUUUUUUACUCCUAACGACCCCUUUUCCUUAAAGUCUUUUUUUUAAAGGAAAUAUGCAUUUUAAUUGAUUAAAUUCGUCCCUUGCAACUUCUGUAAGUUUUACGCAACCAUAAAGUAUUAUUGUAGAAGAGAAAUGUUUAUUUAUAUUAUAUUUUGAGAAGGAUGUACUUAAAGGAUAUCAUUAUACUGGGCCGAUACAAUGGCCCUCGUUGGAAUUAGUGUCUCCCCAGAGAGGGAGAAGGGUCAAGGUUUGUGCCAUCUGUUCAAGAAAAAAAAAAUCAACAAAAAAAAUCACUCCGCUACAUAAAGAAAAAUUGUUGUAGCCGGGGCUAAUCCCCCCCCCCCCCCCAAAACCCCCCCCCCCACCCCCCCCCCCCAAAGGUUUGUCCCAUCUGUAAAAAAAAAAAAAAAACAAAAAAAAAAACCCCCCCGCUACAAAAAAAAAAAUUGUUGUAGCCGGGGCCAACCCCCCCCCCCCCCAAACCACCUCACUCCACCUCGCUCCACCACUGGUUUGAUAUCGUACCACAUAUUACAAGGCUGGUACAACACCAGCCUUAAGCGUGAACAAUCUUGAUUUAACUCAGGCCAGAAGUGGCAGGCAAUCAUUUUCCUACCCCGAUGGAGCGUGAAGAGCUAGAGAUAAAUUUGGAAAGAUGGCGAUUUGUCAAAUAAAUUUGUAAAAAUAUGACGUCGUGAUAAUAAUCUGUCCUCUUUCAGGCAGGGUGACGUCAUCCCCGUCGCGGUCCAGCUGACACAAAGUCACUUGGGCUGGUUCGAAUUCAGGCUGUGCCCAUCGGAGCCUGCAACACAAGACUGCCUGGAUUCCCACCUCCUCCCACUUGCCAAUGGCUCAAGGCGCUACACGGUAAAAUCCUCUAAUGGUUUUAUAAUUACAUCUACGUAUUUUGACUCUGAAAAGUUUAGGAGUAAGUUUCCAAAACAUUACAAUAUGGUGGACCAGUGGAAAACGUUUCCCAUUGAAACAGGGACUGGUGCCAUAUUUUUUUACUCUAAAUAUUUUGUAAAGUAUUUGUCAAUCAGCCAUCCUCCAAUUUGAGUGGGCUCUUGUUAACUAUUGCCAUUUAUUCCUUGACGAAUUCAGUCGUUUUUUGUAGUGGCUGUUAAACUUUAUUUAAAAUGACUUUCUGCCGAAACCGAAGCCGAAAUCGAAGCCGAAACCAAAAAUGAAAUAUUUAGGUAUUUUGAAAUUCGUUCCCGCAUACAUUCUGCAUACAUCAAAAAUGAUGUUUUAAAGUAUAAAUAUUUACAUUAUUUUUAUACAAAAUGAGAUAAUCGUGAAUAUUAAUAAAUAAACAUUCAAUAUAACAUAUUGUUGUUAAAGAUCGUUUAGUUUGUUCUUAAAGAUCGCUUAGUUUGUUCUUAAAGAUCGCUUAGUUUGUUGUUAAAGAUCGCUUAGUUUGUUGUUAAAGAUCGCUUAGUUUGUUGUUAAAGAUCGCUUAGUUUGUUGUUAAAGAUCGUUUAGUUUGUUCUUAAAGAUCGCUUAGUUUGUUGUUAAAGAUCGUUUAGUUUGUUAUUAAAGAUCGCUUAGUUUGUUGUUAAAGAUCUCUUAGUUUGUUGUUAAAGAUCUCUUAGUUUGUUGUUAAAGAUCUCUUAGUUUGUUGUUAAAGAUCUCUUAGUUUGUUGUUAAAGAUCGCUUAGUUUGUUGUUAAAGAUCUCUUAGUUUGUUGUUAAAGAUCUCUUAGUUUGUUGUUAAAGAUCUCUUAGUUUGUUGUUAAAGAUCUCUUAGUUUGUUGUUAAAGAUCGCUUAGUUUGUUGUUAAAGAUCGCUUAGUUUGUUGUUAAAGAUCUCUUAGUUUGUUGUUAAAGAUCGCUUAGUUUGUUGUUAAAGAUCUCUUAGUUUGUUGUUAAAGAUCUCUUAGUUUGUUGUUAAAGAUCUCUUAGUUUGUUGUUAAAGAUCUCUUAGUUUGUUGUUAAAGAUCGCUUAGUUUGUUGUUAAAGAUCGCUUAGUUUGUUGUUAAAGAUCUCUUAGUUUGUUGUUAAAGAUCACUUAGUUUGUUGUUAAAGAUCGCUUAGUUUGUUGUUAAAGAUCGCUUAGUUUGUUGUUAAAGAUCUCUUUGUUUGUUGUUAAAGAUCGCUUAGUUUGUUGUUAAAGAUCUCUUAGUUUGUUGUUAAAGAUCGCUUAGUUUGUUGUUAAAGAUCGUUUAGUUUGUUCUUAAAGAUCGCUCAGUUCUUUGUUAAUGAUCGCUUUAUUAGUUCUUAAAGAUCGGUUAGUUUUUUCGUAAAGAUCGCUUAAUUUGUUGUUAAAAAUAGUUUAUUUUGUUUUUUAAGAUCGCUUAGUUUGUUUUUAAAGAUCGCUUAGUUUUUGUUUAAAGAUCUUUUAGUUUGUUCUUAAAGAUAAUUUAGUUUGUUCAAAAAAGAUCGCUAAGUUUUUUCGUAAAGGUCGCUAAGUUUGUGUUAUUAAAAGAUCGUUUAGUUUGUUCAUAAAGAUCGCUUAGUUUUUUCUUAAAGAUCUUUGAUUUUGUUCUGAAAUAUCGUUUAGUUGUUCUUAAAGAUCAUUCAGUUUGUUCUUAAAGAUCGCUUAUUUUGUUGUUGAAGAUCGCUUAGUUUUUUCAUAAAAAUCAGAUCGCUUAGUUUGCUCUUAUAGAUAAUUGAUUUUGUUUCUUAAGAUCGAUUAGUUUGUUCUUAAAUAUUUUUUAGUUUGUUCCUAAAGAACAUUUAGUUUUCUGUUAAAGAUCGCUUAGUUUAUUCUUAUAAAUCAUUUAGUUUACUAUUAAAGAACAUUUGUUCUGUUCUUAAAGAUCAUUUAGCUCGUUCUUAAAAAUCGCUUAGAUUGUUCUUAAAGAUCGUUUUGUUUGUUCUUAAAUGUCGCUUAGUUUGUUGUUAAAUAUCGCUUUAUUUGUUUUUAAAGAUCGUUUAGUUUGUUCUUAAAGAUCACUUUAUUUUUUCUUAAAGAUCGUUUAGUUUGUUCUUAAAUAUCGCUUAGUUUGUUGUUAAAUAUCGCGUUCGCUGAGUAUUAGAUGACUGAAAACCUCACCGAAAAAAACGAAAGUUAACUUUUCUCUUUCGGCCGAAACCGAAAUUAAGCUGAAAGUUAACUUUCAGUUUUGGCCGAAACUGAAAUUUUGCCGAAAGUGAUAAAAUGGCCAACUUCGGCACUGAAACCGGAGCCGGAGCCGAAAUUCGGUCGGUAUCUAAAAUGAAUAUAGUGUCUUGUCUCAUGUUAUACGUGCCGGAAAUGUGAGGCUCGCGAACUGGCGACGUAACAAGCCCGGAAAUAUGGUUCAUUGACCAACAACAUAUAGCUCGCCGACCUGAAACAUAAAGCUCGCAGAUCGCCAACUUAUGAGUGUCGGAACGGAAACGUAAGGCCCACAGACCAGCAAGUUAAAGCUCACGAGCCAGCAGUGGAUUGGCACCGUAAGGCUCACAUACUGGCAACGUAGGCUCGCUGUCCAAAACUUUGGAAAACACCAGUUUGUAAUAUAGUCAAUCAGAUUGCCCCUUAUGUCAUCAGGCCUCGACGUCGUGUUUUCCAGUUGUCAUGUUUCAUUGUGAUUGUCAUCCUAACACACUGCCGCUUUUAAAUCAGAUAUUUAGGUCUUCUGUUAUUUUUCCGUGAAGCCUGAAGGUCAAGGGCUCUGAUGUCUUUUCGUCCACCCUUGCUUUGUCCAAAUGAAUUCCCCUAUGCUUCUCGACACUUAUUAAUUUACUAAUCAAUCCAUUCAACAAUCUCCCUCACGUUCCUUCAUGCCAAUACUUUCCUUCAUGCCAAUCAUUUAUCAUGACGCAUGUGUUGUUCACCACGCUACAUCCAUGAGUUAAGUCCAUCACAGCUCCACGAUGUUUCUUAAAGCCAGACCCCCACCCCCCCCCCCCCCCACCCCCCCCCCCCCCACAAUCAUGCCAAUCAUUUAUCAUGACGCAUGUGUUGUUCACCACGAUACAUCCAUGAGUUAAGUCCAUCACAGCUCCACGAUGCUUCUUAAAGCCAGACCCCCACCCCCCCCCACACACACACAUUCCCCUUGGGGCUGAUUUUAUAUGGGCUCGGGCUUAGCUGAAUCUUAGCCGCGCUGGUGGAUUCAAUGAAUCGCUGAAAAUUGCAUGUUACACUCGUCAAUGCAUAAGCCAUCUAUUUUUCAUUAAUAUGUAGAUCACAUUUUAGAUUGAACCUAAAAUGAACUGGUUUAUUAUAAGAAAAAAAUGUGUAACUGCCACACGACCACAACCUACUCUACCCGCAUAUUCCGUUUGAUUCAUUGUAGGUCUAAUUAAAUUGUUUAUUGGGAGAAAAAAAAUCGAAUAUCUAUUCCAUUAUCAGAAUCGAUAACCUAUUAAUUUUUUACUUCGUCUUUUUCAUUUAGCGAUACACAAGGGCAAAAACAAUUAAUAAAUGAUCAUUGAUUUAGCGUCUCCUUGACAAUUUCGGCUUUAAAAAUGAAAAUUGGAGCAGCGGGGUAUCGAUCCCCGUACCUCUCACAUGCUAAGCGAGCGCUCUACCACUUGAGCUACAGCCCCUUUAAAGGCCACGCUGUCAGUAUAAUGUUCGUAUAAUGACUGUCAAUAUUUUCAUGGUUAAAAAAUCGCCCCAUUGUUUUCGUUGAUAUGAACGAAGGUAUCGCAUCAAAUCAUUCUAUGUGAACAAAGAUUUCCUCAAUAUUAUUCUCUCUCUCUCUCUCUCUCUCUCUCAAUCUCUCUGUCUCUCUCACGCUAUCUCUCUCUCCCUAGAAGUCAUCAAGCAUUUUGUUCAUUCCUUUCAUAAUAAUUCAAUACACCAGGUCCAGUGGUCCCUCCCCUUUGCGCCUUUGACUGUGCUCAGAGUUAUACCAAACGAGCAAGAUGCCAUCUAAUCUAACGUUUCUAAAACACUUAAGCUUGUCGGACCGUUGGACCAGCUUCCCAUUGCCCAAGUGACCGAUGCCAGAUUUAUUUAUUAUUUGGCUUUUUAUUUGACCAUACAUGAUGUGAUACAUUUUUUUUUUUUUUUAAAUCCGUGAUCAGCUAGUUGCAAAGGGUUGUCUUUAUUAUAAAUUUUUUAUUGAAAUUGCUCUUGAAAACUUUCUCUAUGGAGAUUAAUUGGUGAGAAAGUUGUACCGGAUACUUGGAACCACCACCGAGUCAAACACUCAGUACAAUUAGGGUAUGAAAGAAGUCCUUCUUUGGUGAGUUGGAAUUGUUUAAAAGUAUUGUUAAAUCUAUACAUUUCUUCUGAACGAUGCCCUUUUCUCGCAACAAGCAGGACAAUCUACGUAAAACUUACAAAGAAUUUUAUUUAUCUACCAAUCGCAAUAAAUGAGCUUGAAGUCGGAUGGGGUCGCGAAUUUCCAGGUAAAUCAAGAAAAGGUAACUCCCAGAGGACAACGGACCGGGGAAUAUCCGGUCUUUACCUUCUUGAGGCCAUUAGAGAAAUUGACCCAAUGAAGUUCUGAUCCGUGGAGUACACUGUUUGGUUUGAUUUCCAGAAAAGAGAAGCGAAAUAGAGGACAUCAGCGUAUCUAAGAGUGCGUUAGAUAGACCAUUAAAUUAACAUGACAUUAGAGAAGACAGACGAAACUCGGGCGUUUGGGGUGGGUGGGGUGAGGGAGCUAUUAUAUAGAGUAGAUUCAAAAAGUACAAACUUUUUUUUUUAUAGAACAAAGUGUGUUUCUCUUUUACAUUACUUUCUCGUUUGAUUGUAAAUAUAUCAUGCAUCACAUUUUCCUUUUAGAAAAUUAAAUCAAAUCUUGAGUUAUCGCUUCACUUGCCAAUAUAAAAUCAAAUAGUUUUUUCUGAUUUUUUUUUUACUUCUAUGAUGUUCUUUUAAACCGAUGUUCCGUGGAACUUAAGGGUUCCGUGGAAUUUAAGGGUUCCCUGGAACUUAAGGUUUCAGUGGAAUUUAAAAGUUCCCUGGAACUUAUGGGUAUCAUGGAACGUAAGGGUUCCCUGAAACUAAGGGUUCUUAGGGUUCGGUGGGUGUCAGCCAGGGUUUCCACCAGUGGCCAGUAGAUUUAUAAAUAGAAAGGCCGAAAUCGCCAGUGAACUAGUCUGGCAGUGGCGGUACUAGCUGGCAGUAGCUGGCAGUAGCUGGCAGUAGUUGGCACUCUGCGGUAACUACAAGUAUUUUUAAACCGCUUCAUUACUGUUUCCGUUGCUGUAUUGAUGAGCGUUUCAAUUUUGAAUGAUGUGUCGCAAGACGGUCGUAUGUGCACGACAAUGGACCAACAUUUUUUAAGAAGAGAAGAAUAGACGAUACCGAAAAUGACAAUGAAAGUAAGACUUAGUUGGAGUCGACUGAAGCUACUGCAUGUACCGGGUCAAAUGACUCGAACGUGCGAAAAAUUAACGUUUUCCUAUUGGAAUCUUAUAGUCCGUCAGUAGAUGGGAGUUACUUGGACAGGAGACCCAUUUGGAAUGUAACAAUGAUACUUGGAAAGGAGUAUGGGGCACCGCUAGCAAUCUAAACGUCCCAAUAAAAAUGUUGAAAAACAUUUACCACGUCUAAAAUCAUUUCAAAGAACCCGGAACAAGCAUUGCAAAAUAAAACAAACAACAACAACAAAAAUGGGAGUCGCUUAGUCACUUCCUUGUUUGGUCACGUGAUGUGAGUAAGCCAUCACUAGGCUGCUACACACAACAAAAGAUACUUCAUCAGUGCUUCCCCAGUGUCAUGUUACUUAAAAAUUUUACCUUUCGAAAUAUUCUGGAAUACAUGCGUUUUUAAAUGAAAUACAUAAAUGUAACAAUAAAUAUACGUCAGUUAUGAUUAAAGGAAGAAAGUUAUUUCAAGAAAAAUUUGUGAGCGAUAUUCGAUGGGAACUAUCAAUACUAUUAUCGGCAGGAUGUUGUUGAGCGCCGUGCGUGCUCAUGACGUCAUUUGCGUUUUUAUUCAAUAUUGAUGCAGGAGUCAUUCCCCUUUGUUUAUUUUAUUGUUAAUUUUCAUUGGACGAAAUGUAGUGUAGUUGUAGUGUGUAUCGGGCUACUGUUGUCAAGCACUAGUGUGUUGUAUACAGCCUACCGGAAGUCUUACUUGUUUUUACUCACAUCACGUGACAAAUCAAUCGACUAAGCGACUCCCAUUAACAAACAAAGUGUGUCACAUAAAACAUCACUUCAAUUCUCGUAAAUGUACUUCCGGCUGCAACAAGAUGGUUGAGAAAAAAUUCAAAAGAACACAAAAGGAAGGAAACAUGGAUUUGACAAGAAAAUAAUUGUAUGAAAUAGUUUCUUUCUUUGGAAUAUAUGCUUAAGAAUCUUUACAAGAUCAGAAUCUUUGUUUCGGAUACGUAAUUUUUCUCUUAACAACAUUUCGUUAACAAAAUCUCCAUUGUCACUAUACAAAGGAUAAUAAUAAUAAUAAUAAUAAUAAGAGGUCUUAUAUAACGCGGUACACCAGCCUAUUUCUGGGCUCACCGUGCUGUACAUAGUCAUGACAAGCAAAAGAGACAUAAUCAUGACAUUAAAAUAAAAUACAUUUAUGAAUUGAAGAAAAGCAAUAUAUAUUCACCCACCCUACCACAUAACUUUUACAAGGCAAACCAUGGACGGCAGCCAGCACGAUCGUUUAUCGGUCAGAGGAGGGGAAUCAGUCAGGGUAGUAUAAUUGAAAAAUAUAUGUUUUCAGUGCAGUUUUGAAGGCCUGGGUGGUUGGUAUAUUGCGUAUGUGUAGUGGCAAAGAAUUCCAUUGUUUGGGGACGCAGAAAGAGAAAGAUCGUUCACCAUAUGUUUUAGUGUGUGUCUUGGGAACGGACAGAAUACGCGUGUCUGCAGAGGAGCGAAGCUGUCGAAGGGAUGAAUAACGUCCGGCUACAACAAGAUAGCGGUAUAAUAAUACACAAAAUGAAGGAAUCUCAGUGUGUAGGCGCUUCAGUAAGGCCAGGGAGAUAGUUAAAAAUGAUUAUUGGAAAUUGGCUUCGGCGCAAGAAAAUUCGAACUUUUAAUAAAGUUUAAUUGUUUUGCGGUUUCAUUCAGAUUUAUGCUGUUAUCAACGUAUUUCUCCUUCUAAAUACAACUGCAAUAUAGAUCUACUGUUAGGCUGAAAAGGAAGAAGCCAUCUUAUUCGGAAACAGCCGGAAGUCUCUGUACUCAGCUCUCAUCUGUGGUUCCAAGAAGCUGUAACAUGCACAACGAUUCCAGGUUGAGGGUAGCCGAAAGACAUAGAACUUUCGGAAAAAGGGGGUUGUCCCCCAUAGCAUGUAAAGACUGGAUCAGGCCAAUUGUGCGGAAGAACAACUACUUGGUCAACGGACAAAAGGCGGAGACAGCAUAGUGGUGUGAAUCACUGAGAUCAUGGCCAGACACGUAGAACGCCAUGGUCAUUCACUGCAUGGGUGACUGGGUGGCCGAAUGUUCUAAACUGAGCAAACCUCAAUUCCAGCCAAAGGCCGGUCAAGCAAAAACAUCACCCCGGAUGGAUGAGACUCGUUAACCUUGGUCGGCAACUCAUCUAAGAGAAGGAAACUCUGAAUUCAAACCCGGAGUUCGAGUCCCAUAAGGCGCAUACAAUGACAAUUCCUGCAACCGUACCCAUCCCUAGUCGUCUUGACGUAGAGUCUUGCCACUGGAUAUGGUGCGAGAGAGUCAGGUUGACGCCGCGCAACUCUUCCUCACUUUAAACAAAAGUCACUUGCGUAAGUCAUCAGUCACCAGACGACUCGAUGGUCAUCGCCGAUCCUCGACGGACGAACAACAACAAAUGUUUAUUCCAUUUUAAAUAACAGUUUAACCCCUGACAAAUUAUGUUAUCUAUUUUUUAAUAGUUUUUAAAAUCAAUCAAUUAUUUAUUUUUUUUCUUUGGUCCGUAAAAAGACCAAGCCUUGAACUUGAGUUUACGGUUCAAAGACGAUUCAUGCGUUCCAAUUAAAACUGCAUCAGUUGAUUACUUUGUGUAUACACCGGUUGACUAAGCACUCGCCCUGACCUUGACAAUGAGAUUCUGCAAUGAGCCCAUUCAAUAAAGUCUUUCUCAACCAUUUCUCUUCAGCGAUAUAUUAUUUUUUUUUCCCUAUCAUGAACCACGAGUCAGUCUUAUAGUUUCCAUGGCAGGCGAGGCCCAUGCGGUCGUUUAGAUUAUUCUCUGAUAAGCUUCUGCCCGAGAAAAUGAAAUCUUCAUCGAGCGGCUGGAAUUGUCUAAAUUGCCUUCGCCAGAUUGUGUUUCUUCCACCGGUGUCUCAAAGAGUUUGAACACAGUCUUUAGAUUCUAACACCGUGCAAGGAACAACUGCGUUAUUUGCCGAUGGUUAACAUGAUAUCUGAAAGUUAGUACCAAACCAAUUUGUUUGAAAAAAUGGCGCUGAAACGGAAGUUUAUUGGAACGAAAGUUUGUUGAAAGAGUGGAGAAAAGAAAAAAAAAAAGUUUGAAUUUCCUACAUUUCGAAAUCGCCCAUCCACGUGAAAAAAAACAUUUAAAAAAAAAAAAAAUUCUCCAGUAAAUAUAUUUUUAUCGAACAAACCUCGGUUGUGACUUAAAUUCCGUUCGAAAAACAUUCCUUCUAACAAUUGGUUUCAAGCAAAACAGUUUUGUACUAAUUUUCGGUACAUGAAUAGUGGAACAAGAUAUGUUUAGGUGAGGGGAAAAAAAGAGAAAGCUUAAUGAGAUUCGGGCCGAUUCCUUCUUCUAAACCUUAAGCUACUUUGGCGUUUUUUGAGAUUUUCCAACACGUAAUGUUGAUUUAAAUUUAUAUUUCUAAUUAUCUAUUGAUUCCUGUUUUGUCAAGUAUGCUGAAGAGUGCAUGCGGCCGAAAUAUCCUCUUUUUCGUUCCGCAUCUUCUUUUCAUAUCUUGCUCUGCUUGUUAAUGAUGGAUGGGCAAAAUUAUAUUUUAAAAGUCUAGAAAAGGUAUUUUUAAAAGCACCGCCGUUGCUCACUUAUGAGUCCACAUCUUCCGUAGAUGGCAGGGCUCAAGAAAUUUUAGAAUCCCUGAAUUUUCUUCACCUAAUAACAUGCUAGAGAUCCGAAGAUAUUAUCGAAAAGUUUUUUUGUUUUUUUUCCAACUGGGAAAAUGGAAAAUGAGUUUAUCGAUGAACUCAGAAUAGAACAUGUGUCUGCAGAGCUGGCGUUGAUGUCACCAGUAUGUGGUUCGUCUGUGACCUGCCGCCCUGUGUCUGAAGCGUCAUAUAGAAAUAUGAUGUCAUUAGCAUGUGUUUCGACCUUGACCUACCUUCUUGUUGUACCUGAUGAACAUAGCUGUUUCUGGCAUUGCAUUACAGUUCGUAUUUAAACAUGACUUGUUUCUUUUUUCGGUUUUCUUUUGCUAUAAAUCUCCUCAAGAGAAGAGAGCUUUAGCGUUUUUUUUUUAAAUGAAUGAUUAUUUUUGACCACGUUAAAACCAGCAAAAUUCGCUUUAAAACAUUUUUUUUAAUACUCCUACUCCGGGAAGCCCCUUCCAUACCUAUGAUGUCUUUCUCUCUUGCCACAAAGGGGCUAUCAAAACCUCAAAAAUUAAGUCCCUGUGUUUACCACACUUUACAUUAAACACCGUUGUUUAUUUUGAGCACAUUCCCCUUUCCACACAACCAACAUUUCCCCUCACAUUAUUCCUUCUUUGUAAUUCCUUAUCUCUAACUUUCACAUACAAAUUCUUCCAAUUUCACAUUAGUUGUUUUUUUUUCUCUCCAUUUUUUGUAUUCCAAACUAACAGGGCUUUCAUUGACUUGUUCGUUGUAUUUAUCUAUUGCAUUCCAAAUCACUCGGUAUUUUAAUGAUUCAAUAUUUACUCGCAUUCCAUCCGGGGUUGGAGACGACAAGCCUGGAAUGGUAAUUCUUAAACGAGGCGAGCCCUGGUUCAAUGCGCAACACUCUAUGGCUUAUCACACCAGUGUUUCCUAAAUUGUUUUUUUUUCCGGACAUCGCUUUGUUUGGAUAAAGAAAGUACUCCCGCCCCACCCCCACCCCGCCUAUUGAGUGUGUAAACCAUGUCAUUAUUUGGGGAAUAAAAUCCCAUGAGGAUGUCUAAUUUCCCAUCCUGUCCUGGGUCCUUCCCUUACAAUAAACACACCCAAUGAGCUAACUUUAAAAAAAAAAAAAAACUCUUUGUACUCUAUACCAAACCUUCAUCUCAACGCAUUCAUUUAAGCUCAGAUUUUGAACUUCUCGACAACAGUACACAUUGUUAACCUGGCGUAGAGUGUACAUUACGUUUAGUCUAAUUGAACGAUUACAAUGCUCAGACUUCAUUGUACGUUCAGAGGCUAUACCCUCUGAGUGUCAUUUUGGUAGCUGUGGGUAAACCCUAGGCUAUCACCUCUGAGUGUCAUUUUGAUAGCUGUGGGUAAACCCUAGGCUAUCUCCUCUGAGUGUCAUUUUGGGAGCUGUGGGUAAACCCUAGACUAUAACCUCUGAGUGUCAUUUUGGUAGCUGUGGGUAAACCCUAGACUAUAACCUCUGAGUGUCAUUUUGGUAGCUGUGGGUAAACCCUAGACUAUAACCUCUGAGUGUCAUUUUGGUAGCUGUGGGUAAACCCUAGGCUAUACCAUUUGAGUGUCAUUUUGGUAGCAGUGGGUAAACCCUAGGCUAUACCCUCUGAGCGUCAUUUUGGUAGCUGUGGGGAAACCCUAGGCUAUGACCUCUGAGCUUCAUUUUGGUAGCUGUGGGGAAACCCUAGGCUAUACCCUCUGAGCGUCAUUUUGGUAGCUGUGGGGAAACCCUAGGCUAUACCCUCUGAGCGUCAUUUUGGUAGCUGUGGGGAAACCCUAGGCUAUACCCUCUGAGUGUCAUUUUGGUAGCUGUGGGUAAACCCUAGGUUAUACCCUCUGAGCAUCAUUUUGGUAGCUGUGGGGAAACCCUAGACUAUACCCUCUGAGUGUCUGUUUGGUAGCUGUGGGGAAACCCUAGGUUAUACCCUCUGAGCGUCAUUUUGGUAGCUGUGGGUAGCUGCUGUACCAUACUCAGAAAAAUGCUGAUGAGUGUCAUUUUGGUAGCUGUGGGUAAUCCCUAGGCUAUACCCUCUGAGUGUCAUUUUGGUAGCUGUGGGUAAACCCUAGGCUAUACCCUCUGAGCGUCAUUUUGGUAGCUGUGGGGAAACCCUAGACUAUACCCUCUGAGUGUCUUUUUGGUAGCUGUGGGGAAACCCUAGGUUAUACCCUCUGAGCGUCAUUUUGGUAGCUGUGGGUAGCUGCUUUACCAUACUCAGAAAAAUGCUGUAUCAUUAUACUAUCUUAAUUUGCCGGUGUGUUGGCAAGCAAUAUGCAGAUGAUGUUAUGUGAUUGACUCUGAGAGUGAAAAUUAAGCAUUGCUGAAACCUGUCAGUUUUAAGCAUUUUCAAAGGAUUACAUUACCAACACACACAUUUUAAAAAAAAAAGGAAAGUGCGAGAAUGGCAGAGAGCGAGAGAGUGAGGGAGACAAUGAAAUCGAAAAAAGAGACAAACGAACAACGAGGGAAUAGGAUAAUUAUCGAAUAGAGACAUAGUGAGUGAGAGACAGGGCGAGCACUAUAAACAAUUUUAUUUGAAUCGGAAUUCCAUUAUUGUCUUGGGGUCGACUGAAAUUAUUGGCGACAAAACGAAAACCCAACAAACAAAAUAGACAUUCUUUUUUUUUUUUUUAAACAUCACGAUGGCACGUGCUUAUAAAGAAUUUCCUUAUUUUGGUCCAGUAGAAUGUCUUUAUGUUGGUCCAGUAGAAUGUCUUUAUGUUGGUCCAGUAGCGCUUUCAAACACCAACCACAAUAAUAACCCAUUUGAUUUAAACACGGUGGACCUCGAACUGAAAAAAAAAAUGCUUUAUUAAUCAUUUUUUAAACAACGUUAUUACAAUUUUCAUUUUAUGUCGCCAUUAUGGUGCCCACUUAAUAAUUUAUGAAGAUCUGCCCACGGGUGUUAAUUAAGGCUCAGGAAAUGCGCGGUCCUGUCGCGGGAAGGGCGCCCCUUAUAUAGGUUCUACGUCACCGGCUCAGCCGAUCGAUGAGUGGGGGGGGGACUUUUGUCCAGGAAACCACAUGUAAUAUUUGAGCAAUGCCAAGGACACGGCUACGAUGCCGACAACAAUUUAGCUUAGUCUCGGCUUUAAUUUUCUGUUGGUCUUCACAUUCCCAUGGCUUCAUGAGUUUUUUUUUUUUGUUAUACAUGACGGCAGUCCCAGAACCACACUAAUGAGAAUAAGCGCAUGUGGAAGCUGAAUGAUACAGCACAAGGCACCACCUCAGUGGAUGAAAUGUGGCGGGAAAUGCUAGUUAGGUAUCCGGAAAUUUAUUCAAAAGAUAUUAUCAGCUCGAUUGAAAAUGGUUAUUUUCUACGGAGUUUUUUUCGAAAGGAAGUUUCUUCGAAAUGAAAUUUGUUUUAACAUAAAUUUAUUCAUUUAUUUGAUAAAUGCGUUUUAUGGGAAGUGUGCGAGAGACAAAUGGAAAAGGGGGGGGGAGGGGGGGGGACAAUUUAAGCUUGAUUUCUUGGGGGGGGGGGUCGCCCAUUUUUUGUUCCUUUCAAUCAAUUUUACGCCGAACAAAAGAAACAUGCCUUAGAAGUAAUUUCCAGUGACCGUUUCCAGGAGACGAAGUCAAAAACAUUUCUCUGAUCUUCAUUUUUCUUCAUUUACAAGGAGCCGUAAACUCUUGAUUCUAACACCUUUUUAUACACGGUAUGUGCAUGAUGGUUUUGUGAUUUUAGUCCCCAUAGACUUAAAGCUGCUAUCACAAAGAAACCAUGGGUAUUCAGUCAACUUAAAUCUACUGAUCAAAUAAUAACUAACCUAAAGGUUUUCAAUUGUUUCUUUUUUCUUUUUAAAGGUUCUCAGCAAGGAAAGCAUCAUCCACAACAUGACGCUGAGGCUCCCCUACAAUGUUUCCUGCUCACAUUGUGUUCUGCAAUGGAAAUAUAAUACAGGUCAAAUGGGCUUAGUGGCGCCCCCAAACCCACCCCCCCCCCCGCCCCAAAAAAAUGUAUCUUUCGACCCUUUAUUUGUAUAAACUAUUUUGUUAUCUAACACAUGAUUUCCUUGAUACAUCUAAAUUGCUUUUAUUGUAUCAAAACAGUCUAAAUGGUAUAUAAUGUAUCCCACCGUCUAAAUUGCAUAUAAUGUAUCAACACAGUCUAAAUUGUAUAUAAUGUAUCAACACAGUCUAAAUUGUAUAUAAUGUAUCAACACAGUCUAAAUUGUAUAUAAUGUAUCAACACAGUCUAAAUUGUAUAUAAUUUAUCAACACAGUCUAAAUUGUAUAUAAUUUCGGACGCAGGUAACUCUUGGGGCUGUGAAGAGGACACUUCUAAAUGCUGCCUUGGUUGCGGCCCCCAGGAACAAUACUUCGGGUGUGCAGACGUAGCCAUACUCCAUCCAGAAGGUUCUAAAACGGUUGACGUGAGAUUUUAUUUAUUUUUCCUUUAUUAUAACAUCUGGACAUUAAAUAACUUAUCUUAUUGGAUGGGGAAAGCCUAAUGAUGUUUAAACAAUAUGAAGCUUUCCAUAUGUUUUACAUAGAAGAAACAGAAACAUUCUUUGACAAUGAUGGCUUGCCGCUGUAAAAUAUUUACGAUGCUGAAGUUUAUUUUUGACCCUUACUCAUAGAAAAUAUCCUAUUCUUGUUUCCAUAGAAACGAAACAACACUACACCUCGCUAGCGAUCGCGAGCAAGGAAGGCAACUUCUAAGCAAUUCAGUCUGAGCACAAGGGAAGCACAGUUAUAGAACUUUGGAAGGAAUGAUAACCCAAAAUCAUGACAUAAAUUUUUAACACGAUCAUUUAAAAAAAUGAAGAAUGACAAAGGCGUAGGAGAUAAAUAGAUCGCAUUCAAGUAGGGGAAUUCCCACACACAUCAAGCGAGAAUGUUGCGUCACCUAUUAAUUUAUAUAGCACAAAGCUGAUGUGAUGAAAAUCUAUAAACAUUUUAAUUGCUAUCGUCCAGAAAGUGUGUCAGUCUCGGACAUCUUUGUAGUGGUAUGACACAGAAUAAUGAAGGAUUUACAGCAAUGUGUCCUGUGAUGUCGUAUUACUAUAACUGACAUUUGGAAAUCAGCUAAA